Sesamum indicum (sesame) is the source of this 1630-nucleotide messenger RNA. RefSeq lists its product as uncharacterized. The record is from RefSeq and is a predicted model, not a curated record. NCBI's taxonomy places the organism in Eukaryota, Viridiplantae, Streptophyta, Magnoliopsida, Lamiales, Pedaliaceae. Gene Ontology annotation, molecular function: metal ion binding.
AUGUCUGAAAUCUAUGAUAACUGGGAGAGGCUGGGGGGGGGGCGCCGGGAGCAGUUCCGGCGGCUCUGCAACCAGCACUCGAGAAAUUCUAGCAUCAGCUCAUUGUCCUCGGACUUUAGUUUCAGUUCGCCGCUGCACGACAUCGAAUUUCUUAACUUUUCGGUCCCCGGCGCCGCCGCCUCCCAUAAUUCGUCUUCUCGACAGCAAACUCAUCGCCAGGCAGCCUUUAUCUCGGAGUCUGUCUCUCCGGAAACAGCACCAAUCAACGCAGACCCGCUUGCAACCUUCAUGUAUAAAGUGGUGCUCAAAGUGGAUGUACAUGAUGACAGAGAAAUCAGAAAGGCCCUCAAAGUAGUUUCUUCUUUUUCCGGGCUCCAGUCUGUUUCUUUGGACAGGACGCAGAAAAAGUUUACAUUAGUUGGGGAUUUCGAUCCAAUUUCAAUGGUCCAAAAAUUGAGAAAAUCAUUGCAUACAGAAAUAGUCUCAGUUGGCCAAACAAAAGUGGGCUGAUCAUGUGCUUUCUAAUGGGAUAUGUUUCGGUUUACUGAUAGCCGAAAGCCCGGCUUCACUGAUCCUGUCAAUACUUGAAUAAAACCAUGAAGUUUUCAGCCUUCUCUUUUAUACAUCUAUGUGUAAAUAUCACUGUAAAUUUCUUCCUUACAAUAAAUAAUUGCCACAGCUGACACUAAUACCUACAUCAGAAAAUUUCCAGACAAAAUACAUUACUUACAUUCAUUCUUGUCCAACAUAUCCACUACUUGUUCCAUGGUUGGUCUGUCUUCUGGUUUAUUUUCCACACAAGAUAAGGCUACGGCCAGCAUCUCCCACAUCCCUUGCUUCACAACAGGAUUCUUCAGAAGCUUUUUAUCAAACGCCAAAGAAGUCCAUCCGUCACGAGCAUUAUAAAGAGCCCAAUCAGCAAACGUUAGAGGCCUGCCGAUGAAACGCAAAGGGGACCUUCCAGUUAGAAGUUCAAUCAGCAGAACCCCAAAGCUGUAGACGUCAGAGGCCUGGGUUAUCAUCUCCUCUUUUGCCGAGGUCUCCGGAGCACAGUACUUCGAAAAUGUAAAAGUGACAACGCUGAUAUCAGAGAUGCAGCCGUAUUGUUCUGAGUCGAGGAAAAUGUUUGAAGCCUUUAUGUUUCCAUGUACAACCUUCCCAAUCCUUUGUCCGUGGAUAUGCGCAAGACCCUUUGCUGCACCAAUUGCGAUUCUGAGACGGGUUCCCCAGUCUAAGUGAACGCGAUUCUUGCCUUUUCUUUCCAGGAAAACAGGAUGAGAAAAAUUGAGUGGCAAUGAUUAUAUUACUAUCAGAAAUUGUUGUAAUUAACCAGAUAACUAAAUGAACAUACCAUGUAACAUUGUUUCCAGGCUUCCUUGAGGAAAGUAUUCAAGAAUUUCGAGGCAUUCAUCUUCAUUUAUGUAGUAUCCCAUCAUCUUAACUAUAUUCUCAUGCUCGAUACCGGCACAAAGCUUUAUCUUCUUCUCGAACAUAUCAUGUGCCCAAUUCUCUCUGCUAAUUCUCUUCACCACAAACACAAAAUCUUCUCUUAACCUCACAAGGUACGCAUUUCCAAACGAGUCUAUUGUGUCUCCAAGAGCGACGGAAGGAGCUAUUAACAAUUCAUCGA